AUGCCGAGGGGCUUCCUGGUGAAGCGAACCAAGCGCUCGGGCAGCUCCUACCGCUCGCGCCCGACCGAACCGCUUUUCCCGCCCCCGGGUCCCCGCGGUGCUGCGCCGCCCUCGCCCGACGAGCCCGGCCGGGGACUGUCGGGGUCCCCCUGCCUCGCGCCCGCGCGGGACGGCGCCGAGUGGGGCGCGGGUGGCGGAGACGGCCCGGGACCCAGCCCCGCGAGGCCGGCGGGCCCCGAGCUGCGCCGCGCGUUCCUGGAGCGCUGCCUGCGCUCGCCCGUCUCCGCCGAGUCCUUCCCCAGCGCCACCGCCUUCUGCUCCGCGGCGCCCGCGGCCGCGACCUCGGGGGAGCAGUUGGUGCCGCCUCGGGCCGCCGUCCCCGUCUCCGUCCCCGCGCCCGCGCCCGCCCCGCAGGGUCUCCAGCGCCGCGGCAAGGGCGCCCUGGGCUGCGUGUCAGCGGCGCCCGCGGCCGUCAGGAAGCCUAAGGCGGUGAGGAGGCUGAGCUUCGCCGACGAGGUGACCACGUCCCCGGUGCUCGGUCUAAAGAUCAAGGAGGAGGAGCCCGGGGCGCCGGCGCGGGCUCUGGGCGGCGUCCGCACGCCGCUGGGGGAGUUCAUCUGCCAGCUGUGCAAGCAGCAGUACGCGGACCCCUUCGCGCUGGCUCAGCACCGCUGCUCCCGCAUCGUGCGCGUCGAGUACCGCUGCCCCGAGUGCGACAAGGUCUUCAGCUGCCCCGCGAACCUCGCCUCCCAUCGCCGCUGGCACAAGCCACGUCCCGCGCCCUCCUGCGCCGCGAGUAAACCUCCCUCCGCGCCGUUGACCCCUCCGGACCCUUCCCUGGCGGCGGGCAAGGAGAACGGCCGCGUGCCGCGGACCGACGAUCAGCACCCGCAGGCCCGGGACAGCUCCGGGGCCGGUCAGCACCGGGACAGCGCCACUCUCCCAGGCCUGCAGGCGCUGGUGCACCCAGAGGCAGCACGAUCGCAGGUCCCCUACUCCGAGGUGAUGCUCGGGCGCCGCGGUCCCGGGCCAGGCGGUGCCAGCGCGGGGGCGACAUCCGAGGUCUUCGUGUGCCCGUAUUGCCACAAAAAGUUCCGUCGCCAAGCCUAUCUGCGCAAGCACCUGGGCACCCACGAGGCGGGCCCGGCCCGUGCACCAGCCCCGGGCUUCGGCUCGGAGCGCACAGCCCCGCUCGCCUUUGCGUGCCCGCUUUGCGGGGCGCACUUCCCGUCCGCGGAUAUCCGAGAGAAGCACCGGCUAUGGCACGCUGUCCGCGAGGAGCUGCUACUGCCCGCCUUGGUCGGGGCUCCAUCGGAAGCGGGCCCCGGAGGGGCGUCCGACGGUAGCACUCAGCAGAUUUUCUCAUGCAAGUACUGCCCAUCCACUUUUUUUAGCUCCCCGGGCCUGACCCGGCACAUCAAUAAGUGCCACCCCUCAGAAAGCCGGCAAGUGCUGCUGUUGCAGAUGCCACUGCGGCCUGGCUGCUGA
Molecule: messenger RNA, 1488 nt
Organism: Peromyscus eremicus (cactus mouse)
Lineage: Eukaryota; Metazoa; Chordata; Mammalia; Rodentia; Cricetidae
Gene: Insm2
Product: INSM transcriptional repressor 2
Exons: 1
Coding region: 1-1488 (495 amino acids)
Biological process (GO): negative regulation of transcription by RNA polymerase II; regulation of cell cycle process; neuron differentiation
Cellular component (GO): nucleus; transcription repressor complex
Molecular function (GO): DNA-binding transcription repressor activity, RNA polymerase II-specific; RNA polymerase II cis-regulatory region sequence-specific DNA binding
Source: RefSeq, a predicted model, not a curated record